Messenger RNA from Onychostruthus taczanowskii (white-rumped snowfinch), 378 nucleotides. RefSeq names its product immunoglobulin lambda-like polypeptide 1. The annotation marks the transcript as partial. The transcript has 2 exons. The record is from RefSeq and is a predicted model, not a curated record. Lineage: Eukaryota; Metazoa; Chordata; Aves; Passeriformes; Passeridae.
GUUCUCCAACCUCGACCUUCACCGUAAGCUCCGCCCCCUCCACCGCCACCGCCCCAGCUGACUUCCCGAAGCCCCGCCCACCCGUCGUCUCCGUCUUCCAAUCGUGCUCCGCCUCCCACCCGGAGGUGGAGCUCCUCUGCCUGGUCACCGACCUGGCCCCGCCCACCGUCGCCAUCGAUUGGCUGAAGGACGAGCUCCCCGUGGAGGGAGGCCACGCCCACACCGAGGAGGCCACGCCCGGCCACGCCCCCGGCACCUUCCGGGUGGUGUCGCGCCUCAACGUCUCGGCCUCCGAUUGGUGGGACGGGAGCUUCUCCUGCCGCGUCACGCACGCCGCUUCCGGGACCGUCCGCGAGGCGGCGGCCGGGAGGUGCUCGG